AAUUAAAAGAAAUAGAAAAUGAAGUAAAAGUAAAACAUGGUUGAUCAAGAAGGAAAACAGUACGAGAAAAUUCUUCAAUUCGCCCCAUUUUCUAGUGCUGUGGAUGCUGGAUUUUGGAGCAGUUUACAGCGCAAGAAAUUGGAAGAUUAUCACCUAGAUGAAUCUGCUAAAAUACUCAGGGGGAAUUAUGUUAUAAAUGAUCUAGAUGGAUUGCCAUCAAGGUUCAACAUUGAUUUUGAUGCAUUGGAUGGGAAUUCUCAAAUAUCAAAGAACUGUUUUAAUUGCAAGGGUGAACUUCACAACACAAAUACAAUUGAAAGUUUUAAAGCAUUAGACAAGCAGAAACUGCUGGAGUCAAUUGGAAAGAAGAUAUGGGAAAAUAUUGUGUCAAAGAAGGUAGCAGAAGAACCAACUCUUCUCAAUCAGUUUAUUUUACUUACAUUUGCAGAUUUGAAGAAAUAUCAGUUUUACUAUUGGUUUGGAUUUCCUGCUCUUUGUCCAGGAAGAAGCAUAGUUAUGAAAGGUCCAGCUAGACCUAUAGCCGAUGUAUUUACACAAAACCAGGUUUCAAGUCUUCAAGAGUCUUAUGAUAAAUUAAGAGAAAACUGCGCAGUUCCAUAUUUUUUGGCCAAGAUUACAAAUGAGAAAGUAAGCUUGGAUCAUAUUCGGAACUGGGACUCAUUCUACGAAAAAAAUACAGAUACGGUGACAGUUGGUUUUGCCGAUCCCUGUACAUUGCUAAAUAAUCCUGGCUGGCCUUUGAGGAAUUUUAUUGCGUUUAUCAGUUUUCACUGGGGUAACGAUUUAAAGAGCAUUCGUGUGAUCUGUUACAGAGAUCGUGUUAGAUGUGGAGUUAGAGAAAUUAGUCAUAGCAUCAUAGUAGAAUUUGAUACAGUUUCAUUUCAAACAGAUUUUCCCAAAUGCGUGGGUUGGGAGAAGAACCAUCGUCAAAAAUUAGGCCCGAGAAUGGUCGAUCUCAGCUCGACUAUGGAUCCUAACAAACUUGCUGAAUCUGCCGUCGAUCUGAACUUAAAACUAAUGCGUUGGCGCUUAAUGCCUGAAUUAGAUUUGGAGAAGAUUGCUCAGACCAAGUGUCUUUUACUUGGUGCUGGUACUUUGGGCUGUAAUGUAGCCCGGCUACUUUUGGGCUGGGGUGUGCGAACAGUUACAUUUGUUGACAAUGGUGUAAUAUCCUAUUCCAAUCCAGUCAGACAAAGUUUAUUUGAAUUUUCUGAUUCUAAAGAUGGUGGCAAAGGAAAAGCUGAAACAGCAGCUGCUGCACUCCAAAGAAUAUUUCCUGGUGUAAAUUCGUCCUGGCAUAAUUUAUCAAUUCCGAUGCCUGGCCACACAAUCGCGCGGAAUGAAAUUGAAGAAAAGACAGCCCAAGAGACUGUUGAAAAGCUUGAUAGUCUUAUUAGUGAACACGAUGUUGUUUUUUUAUUAUUGGAUACAAGAGAAAGUCGAUGGUUGCCGACAGUCAUUGCAGCUACAAAGGGAAAAAUUGUUAUAAAUGCUGCCUUGGGUUUUGAUACGUAUCUUGUAAUGCGACAUGGUUUAAAGAAAUUCACUGAAAUCAGUGGUUCAUCUGAGCAAUCAUCAUCCUCCAAUGUUUCCUGUUCCACAAUACCUGGCCAUAUGCUUGGGUGUUAUUUCUGUAAUGACGUUGUUGCCCCCGGAGAUUCGACUAAAGACCGCUCUCUUGACCAACAAUGUACAGUAUCCCGACCUGGCAUGUCUUACAUUGCAAGCUCUAUGGCUGUAGAACUACUUGUCUCUGUUUUACAACACCCCAUGGGUGCUGAUGCUAUUGCUGACACUAGUGCUGGUGAACAUCAUCUAUCGUCAGAGUUUAGUUCAUCACUCGGCUUAGUCCCACAUCAGAUCCGUGGAUUUCUUUCAAGAUUUCACCAAGUCCUACCUGCCAGUCUUGCAUUUGAUAAAUGCACAGCUUGUUCAGAAAUCGUUUUAACAAAAUAUGUCAGGGAAGGGUUUCCUUUUCUUCUUCGUGCAUUUAAUAUACCUAAAUAUCUCGAGGAUCUGACAGGAUUAACCAAGUUAAUGGAGGAUACAAAGUUACUUGACGUCUGGGAAUUCAGUGAAGAUGAAGACAGUGAUGCACUCUAGCUGAGAUCUACCUCAACGCGUUGCUAAAGUUAUUGCAGACUUAUUUGAAUGAAAGGGCAAAUGUUUAUAUAGUACUUAGUACUUUAAUUAUUUGUCUCAUGAUACAAAAUUACUCUACAGUACUUUUAAAGUCAAUGAAUAUAUGAAAGAUGCGGGGACGUGAUAGUUGCCUCGGCGACCUCCAUAGAUUAGAUUAAAUGGGAACCUUAGUGAUAGUAAUGCAGCUAUUUAGAGGCCUAUUGACAAGCUGG
Dendronephthya gigantea is the source of this 2375-nucleotide messenger RNA. Its product is annotated as ubiquitin-like modifier-activating enzyme ATG7. The transcript has 20 exons. Gene Ontology annotation, molecular function: Atg12 activating enzyme activity; Atg8 activating enzyme activity. The record is from RefSeq and is a predicted model, not a curated record. Gene Ontology annotation, biological process: piecemeal microautophagy of the nucleus; protein modification by small protein conjugation; cellular response to nitrogen starvation. Gene Ontology annotation, cellular component: phagophore assembly site; cytoplasm. Lineage: Eukaryota; Metazoa; Cnidaria; Anthozoa; Malacalcyonacea; Nephtheidae. The coding region runs from base 37 to 2124 and encodes 695 amino acids.